UAAGUGUAGUGUCUGUGUUCUAGUACCUGCCUGGGGCUCCCCUGAUCCAUGGACGGGAUGGUGGAAGAGAACGGGACAUCUGGGGGCAACGGUGACCCGCUAGCGGCAUCUCCCACACCUCACCCCAUAGCUGUCACUAAUGUUCGGGAGGCCACCAUCGUUACAUAUAACACGCAGCCACAGAAGGGGCAAUCAGUGAUUCAGAGCAACCAACAGUCGGUGAUACAAUCUGCCAACAACCAGCUACCAGUGCUCACAAAGGGCAACGUCAUUCUGGUCGGCAAACCAAACUCUGUCAUCCAGACAACCCAAGGCAACUUGCAGACACUUCAGGUAGUGGUGGAAGCAGGCUCAGACGACAGUUUAUCUAAUGACGAGGAUGCGACGACGCGCAAGAGAAGGGACAUUCUGACACGAAGGCCCUCGUAUCGGAAAAUCCUCAACGAUCUUGGAGGUGCGGAAAUCUCAGGUAGCAAGACUACCUUCUUCAAACCUCUUUUUGGGGGCAAGGUGGAGUCGUCAGGGUCCGACUGUGACUCUAACCUGGACUCCGAGCUCUCGUCUCAUUCUCUACCAACACAUUACCAGGCAGUGAUACCAGCGGGAACAAUCCAGCUUACGAGUCAAGGCGAAGCGGUGACGGGCCUGCACACACUGACUAUGACCAACGCUACGGGAGGCAGUGGCACGCUUGUACAGUACACGCAGGGACAGGAUGGGCAGUUCUAUGUGCCUGGUGAGAUAGUGGUGACACAGUCUGGAAGCCUAUCGGGAGGACCAAUUAUGGCAGAGGACCAGGCCAGGAAGCGGGAACUUCGGCUACUGAAGAACAGAGAAGCAGCGAGGGAGUGCAGAAGAAAGAAGAAGGAGUAUAUAAAGUGUCUGGAGAACCGAGUGGCUGUCUUGGAGAACCAGAACAAGGCCUUAAUAGACGAACUGAAGUCUCUAAAGGAGUUGUACUGCCAGCAGAAGACGGAAUAGUGAUUCCCCACUGACUGAACAAGAGGCCUUCAAUGACCCCUCGGAAGGAAGGGUUCACAGCGCCAGAGUAUAUAUUUUCUUUGUCCCUUCCCCCGAGAGUUGGUACGUCGCCGUAGUUGUAACGAUCUAGUCUCGAUCGCAGUCGGUUACCCUCGGAACACUUUGGAACCAAAAUAAGGCUUUUAUUGUGGACAAGGCUGUUGAUGAACCGUUUAUUAUGGUUAUGUUUAUUUGUUUUCCAUUGUGGUCAUCUAUAUGGAUUUGUUGCAAUAUUUACUAGGCUGUGUUCGUGUAGGCAUUUCCAAUUAUUACUAUUAGUUAGUUUGGCUUAGAAUAUACUCAGAUAAUUUUGGUGCCUCAGUUUAAAGUAAGAGUAAUACAAAUUUGGAUUGAAUGUGCUAACAGCCUUAAACAGUUAGUAGUUUCUAAAGCAGAUGGUUUAAAUAUUAUGUAUAAACACAUAGC
This is a messenger RNA of Homalodisca vitripennis (glassy-winged sharpshooter), 1446 nucleotides long. RefSeq names its product cyclic AMP-responsive element-binding protein 1-like. The record is from RefSeq and is a predicted model, not a curated record. The transcript is spliced from 7 exons. Bases 49 to 981 code for a protein of 310 amino acids. Gene Ontology annotation, biological process: regulation of transcription by RNA polymerase II. Gene Ontology annotation, molecular function: protein binding; RNA polymerase II cis-regulatory region sequence-specific DNA binding; DNA-binding transcription factor activity, RNA polymerase II-specific. Gene Ontology annotation, cellular component: transcription regulator complex; nucleus. NCBI's taxonomy places the organism in Eukaryota, Metazoa, Arthropoda, Insecta, Hemiptera, Cicadellidae.